ACCGCGUCCUUCUUUAUCCAGCUCUAUCAUCUCAGCUCUUGUCAGGUCCCCACUUCCCAUUCUCCGCUCUACCAUCAGGUCAGGCCAUGAACUGCAUCCUGCUCGCUGUGGUAACCUUGGAACAAUGAGACAAGACUGGCUGAGAGUAGAGUACUGUUCUGUACUCUUUGAUGCAACAAGUACAUCAGUUGUGUUUUUGGUUCCGGUUGAUCUAACUAAUGCAGCCUAAACCCUCAGAAGAUUUAUAUUAUGGAAGAGUAGUGUAUGCAAGAUUAAAAAGAUGCGUCUUUAGUCUAGAUUUAAACUGACAGAGUGUGUCUGCGUUUAAAAUGAAGCUAUCCGAAGAGGAGUUCAGGAAACAUAAUUUAGCUAAGCCAUUGCCAUGGCAGUACUACAAGUGUGUUGUGUUGACAUGCUGGACGGAAGGGGGAUGGGGUGCACUGUGACUCAUUAUCAUUUAAAGAGACAUGCACCAAAAUGGGUUGCUGUGAGCAUAGCUGUUUUAGACGAGUCAAAAAGGGUUUUGUUUACAAAGCCAUUGAAUGUUUUUAAGCAAAAAAUGUUCCAGACAUUUCAUGAAGACCCUAAUAAAUCAUACCAACUUGUUGAAAGUGCUCAUCCGAUGAGUCCUUUAAGUUCUCUUUCGCGCUUGAAUGAACACAAACACAAGAUUAUGACAGAAAGCAUUUUCGUAAGCACAGAUUUCAAUUCAAUUUCAUUUAUAUAACGCUUUUCACAAUUUUCAAUGUUGCAAAGCAGCUUUAGAUACAUCAUAAUAAAAUUUAACAAAAUUGAAGAGAAUAUACUGCAUUAAGAUACGUGGUAUUAUUGCAAAUCUUUCUCUAUGUACACUGAACUUGUAACGAGGCAGAGACGAAGUGAAAAUAGAGAAUCCACGUGAAAGCACAAUUUAUUAACAUUAAAAACACAGGUAAUCCAAGGCGAACUAGGAGACUCAGGACAGGAGCACGAUACAGAGGCGGACAGGGGGAGGGACGGACGACCAUCUUGGAAGGGGCAGGAAGCUCAGAAGCGGCCAUCUUGGACGAGGCAGGGAACUCUAUAGAGGAUAUGCAUUGAUGUCACUUUCCCACGUGAACACGCUGGGACACGCUCCCUUGAGUGGUAAAACUAAGGCAAAAUGGCUGCAUUCAAUAGGAGGAACAAAAACCGGGACUAAAACACGCAAUUAAAUGCUUAAACUACAAGCAGCUGGACUCGACGGUUAUCCUUACGACUACCUUAUGACUUACAAAGGAAUCAGGUGUUCUUAGACACUCAAAUGUUGCGUUUCCUGAUAUUGUAACCAUUCAUUUUGCCCAGUGUUUUACCACUCAAGCAGGCGCGUUCCGGCGUGUUCACGUGGGAAAGUGACGACUGUAGUGUAUUUCGGGGAAACUAUGAGUUUAAACACAGUAACCUACAAAUAAUUAAUGGUGAUUAACCAUUAAUUAUUUUAUGUACUUUACCUGAUGCAGCAGAGCUAAUAACAGCGACAAACUAAAUACACUCGUCCACCAAGUGAUCAGCAGAUCGUAUAUCAACUCUAAGAAAUAUUACUCCCCUGGCCUGGAAAAACAAUAUUCUUACUGUAGUACAGUACCACUUCAGAAUUCAGUUGAUAUGUGAUAAAUAAACACAGAAACAAUUCGAGCGUGGAUACACAUGUGGUUUAUUUAUCUACACUACGGGGACACUAAAAUCAACUAGCUAACAAAAACCAAACAUUAACAAACAAACAUAAAAACGUAAAAGCAGUAAAGAAUGAAAGAAAUAGAUAAAGCAAAGAAAAAGGCAGUAUUAAAUCAGCUAUUCACAUCUGCACGAACCAUCAAGGACAAAUCUCCUUAUUUAAAAGGGGCAAAGCUUAUACGCAACUGGUUAGCAAUAGUUCAGAUACUUGCAUUGGCUUCUUUGUUUCUCGGGACACGUGCUGGCGCGCGUAUCAAAGGGUCCUGAUGUGUUCUGACCAAGCCGUGAGUCCGUUGAUUUAGCUUGAAGCAAACUGCUGUUAGAAACUGUCUCUGAGGAGAGGCAGGUCUCGAGAGGUUGACAGAAAUGAGCGAGCGAACGCGCACGAGAGCGAACGUACACAAGCGAACGAACAUAGAAGAGCAAGCUUUCCUGCAUGUUCAGAUGUUUUAACACAGAGGGCUUCACGCCCCUCCAACGUGGGCGAUCCAAUGUGAUGAGAUAGUUUUGGGCGCGAAAACAUGUUUCUUUGUCCGGCACACUAACUUUUACCCUUUUGGUAACACUUUAUUUUACGGUGCCCGUGAUACAGAGUAAUUACUUAAUUAAAUACUAUGUAGUAUCUAGUGUAAUAUCAUGUAACAAAGUGUACUUACUGUGUAACUACAUUAUGCAACAAUCUGUACUUAUAGGUUGUAAUUAUGCACAUGUAACAGGCAGCUACUGUUACACAUGUUAUCGGCCAAGCCUGUUACACAGGUACGAUGGAUAUUGUUACAAACCUCGUACAAUGUAAUUAUAUUACUUAUACGUAGUUCUACACAAUGUAACCACAAGUACUUAAAUUUAGAAAAACCUGUUUUUACACAUGAUCACUGUGGCAAGGGGUGUGUGAUUUAGCAAGGUCUGCAGCGGGAGAGAAGGCUGAGAGAAGAGUGUGAUUGGUGUGGGGAUGCAUAUAAACAGCUCGGAGACAGGAGCCGUGUGUGUGAGAGCCAGCAGAGUCUACUGCGGAGAGAGCGAGAGAGAGAGAAAGCCAGAAAGAGGGUUGCUUCACGAGAGGAUCGUCAGCUCCAGUGGAAUACGGAGGCUGGAAACAGAGACGCGCAGCGUCAGCAUUGAACUGUGAUAUACUUUUGUCAAUAAAACGUACUUCUUCUCUCCAGUAGACAACCUGACCCCGAUCUCUUCCUUCUCACCUACACGAACAUUGCUACAAUCACUUACGUUCGGUAGACGACUACAGUCGGUAACGUGCCAAGUCGGUUACUCAGCUGCAGCUGUAACACGGAGAACCAGAUCAGAUUUACAGAUUUCUAUUUGUUUAUUUUUUUUACAUGUAUUUAUUUUCACCAUCCACUGUUAUAAAGACAAGAGCAUAAUUCUUGAAAAAAAAAUCAUUGCUGCUCACAUGGAUUCUGCACGAUCUCAACAGGUACAAUUGGCUUCCCUUCCUCAUAAAUCGUAUUUGUCAAUUAUUUUGUCUGUUCACUUUGUUCCAAGUGGAUAAAACAUUACAUUAAAAAACAGAAUAACCGAGUAAAUGAAUAGUACAUUUAGUGUUAGGUUUCAUGACCUACAUUAUAGUUUAAAAUAUUUGUUUAGAAGUGCAGUACUUUAUGUCAUUGUGUGUGUGUGGUCCUAGUAUUCCUUACCUUAUGAGGACCAAAGUGACACCAGUAAAUUUUCACCUUGUGGGGACACUGUUUUAGGUCCCCAUGAGGAAAGCAGCUUACAAAUCAUUCAAAAUGAUGUUUAUUGAAAAUCUAAAAAUGCAGGAGGUUUUCUGUGAUGGGUAGGUUUAUGUCAUGGCUCUGCUUCCUUAGUCAUGUUUUUCUUGGUCCUGUAGCAGAGCCAUGACAAAGUCUUUGGUUAUGUGUGGAGAGAAACUUAUUGUUGUCCUUUUGACAAUAAUAUACGUUCUCGCCAGUGUCUUGUCAUUGGCCCCGUUCCUCUCGUUUCCUUGUUAUCUUUCCCUAAGUGUUUGAUUACCCACACCUGCCCUGUGUCAUUAUCCCUCGUUUGUGUUUCCCUAUAUAUACCCUCUUGUUUCUUUGUCCUGUGCUCUUGUAUUACGUUGUGUAUGCGUUGUGUUCGUGCUCAUGUUCCUGUGUUACCCUGGUUCCUGUUCUGUGCCACCCUGGUUCCUGUUCUGUGCCACCCUGGUUCCUGUUCUGUGCCACCCUGGUUCCUGUUCUGUGCCUUGUCCUUUAUUUGUGAGUUGUGUUUUUAGUGUUAGUCACCCUGCUGUGUUGUUUUUUGUAAGACGUUGUGUCGUGCCUUGUUUUGGUUAGUUUGUUUUUGCCCCCCCCGUGGGAAGUGUUUUGUUUCAGUUUUUUAUCUCAGUUUCGUUUUCCCCAUUGUGGGUGUUUUUGUUUUGUGUUUUUUGUAAAAUAAAUAUUCUGUUAACCCCUUCACUGCCUGCCUGCGCUUGGGUUCUUCUGCCAUUCCGUGACAGAAUACAAGAGCCAUACUGAACCCAGCAGGCAGCAUGGCCGACUCACAGCGAUCCUGCCUAACCCACCGCCUUUUCAGGAUCCGCCAGGGGAGCCGGGCCACCAUGGACUACGUGGACGAGUUCCUGGACGCGUCAGCAGAUUGGGUGUUCGGUGAGGAGGAGCUUGGCUUCAUUUUUAAUCGUGGCCUCACCGAACCCCUCUCCCCUAGCGAGAUGAGGAUGCUGGGUUCCCCCAGCUUUGACAACCUGGUCUGGAUUUUGGCUGACCGGGACAACCCUGAGUCCAUUGCACCAGCCCUGGCUUCCCGCCCGCUAGCUACUGUACCAGAGGGUCGCGUCCUGGCCAUCGCCACAUUGGGGAACUCAGCCCCUCCUCCGCCCACCAGUCUCCGUGGACGGCGCCGACGGAGGGAGUCGUGGGACUCCCCGUCCGACUCCUCUAGCACGGAGUUAGUCGUGCCCCCCACUGCUUCUCAACAACCGGCCACAUGUCCUGUGGGCCGGUCCAGGAAGAAGAAGCUGAGGAGGGGGAAGUCCAGCCCGGUGCAGCCGGUGUCCAGUCCGGUGCAGCCAAUGCCCAGACCGGUGUCCAGUGUCGAGUCCAGUCCGGUGCAGCCGGCGAUCAAGCCGGCAUCCAGUCCGGUGCAGCCGGCGUCCAGUCCUGUGUCCAGUCCCGUGUCCAGUCCUGUGUCCAGUCAUGUGUCCAGGCCAAUGUCCAGUCUUGUGCCCAGCCCUGCGUCCAGUCCGGUGCAUCCGGCAUCCAAUCCGGUGAUCCAGCCGGCGUCCAGUCCGGUGAUCCAGCCGGCCUUCCAGCCGGCAUCAAGCCAUGUCCAGCCGGCGUCAAGCCAUGUCCAGCCAGCCUUCCAGCCGGCCUUCCAGCCGGCAUCAAGCCCUGUCCAGCCGGCAUCAAGCCCUGUCCAGCCGGCCUUCCAGUCGGCGUCAAGCCCUGUCCAGCCGGCCUUCCAGCUGGCGUCCAGCCCUUUCCAGCCGGUCCCUGGGAGACUCCCAGGGCCAAAGACUGUUCCCCCCAGGACUCCUCCUAAGUCCCCCAGGACUCCGCGCCCUUGAGCGCAGCCGGGGACUGGGACUGUUCCCCCCAACUUUUGGUUUUCCCCCCGUGAACUCUUGUUU
Molecule: messenger RNA, 5281 nt
Organism: Triplophysa rosa
Lineage: Eukaryota; Metazoa; Chordata; Actinopteri; Cypriniformes; Nemacheilidae
Exons: 2
Coding region: 4184-5218 (344 amino acids)
Source: RefSeq, a predicted model, not a curated record